AUGGCGACCACUACAGAUGUCAAGGCGUCUCUUGAGAUCACCAAGGGAGCGACCAUGACGACUGAUCCCAUUCCUUUCGAUACGGAUUCCAUGUCAAGCGGCACCAAUGCCUUUCCGUACCCUACUGAAGAAGAAUGGGCCACUCUCCCCAGGGUCGCCGGCAAGAUCCCAUGGCAAGCUUGGACUGUUGCUGUUGUCGAGUUUGUCGAGCGCUUCAGUUACUACGGUACCAGCGCUGUCUUCGUCAAUUUCAUCCAGAAGCCCUUGCCCCCGGGUUCAGUUACAGGCGCUGGAUUUCUCAAGAAGCCUGGUUCUGGAGCGCUCGAUAUGGGUCAGCGUGCCAGUACGGGACUGACUAUGUUCAACCAGUUUUGGUCUUACAUCACACCUCUUGGAGGUGCCUGGCUUGCUGAUGAGUACUGGGGACGCUACAAAACCAUCCAGUACUCCAACAUCAUUGCUAUCAUCGGUCACAUCGUCCUCAUUCUGUCUGCAAUUCCUCCGGUCAUCGUAAAGCCCAAAGUCGCCAUCUCCAUUUUUUCGGUUGGUCUCGUAAUCAUGGGCGUUGGCACUGGUGGGUUCAAGAGUAACAUCUCGCCCCUAAUCGCAGAGCAAUACAAGAACCAGAGGGCUUAUGUCCGCGUUCGCAAGAACGGACAGAAAGAAAUUGUCUGCCCUGCGGUUACUUCGGCACGCAUUUAUCUCUAUUUUUACUUCCUCAUCAACUGUGGUUCUAUCACCGGAUCCAUUGCCAUGGUCUACACAGAGCACUUCCACUCUUUCUACCUGGCGUACACACUUCCCACAAUCUGCUACCUCCUUUGCCCAAUUAUCCUAAUCGCGAUGAAGAAGCACUACAAGCUCGCGCCACCUACCGGAUCCGUCAUGGGCAAAGCCUUCAAGCUUAUCAGAUUCGGCAUCAAGAGCUCUCCUCGCAAGAACACGUUCAAGGAUGAUGGUUUCUGGGAGAGGAUCAAACCAUCCGUUCUUCGCCGCAACAAUCAACCCGUCCCAGAUUGGAUGACUUUUGACGAUGCCUGGGUUGAUGAAGUAAAGAGAGGAAUUCUUGCUUGCAAGGUUUUCGUCUGGUUUCCGCUGUACUGGUUGUCGUACAAUCAGAUGACGGGCAACCUUGUUUCUCAGGCAAACACGAUGAAUUUGGGUAACGUCCCAAACGACAUCAUCUCAAAGCUGAACCCCCUGUUCAUCAUCAUCCUGAUUCCAAUUAUGGACUUCGUCAUCUACCCCGGUCUACAGAAGGCAGGCAUUGUUUUCUCGCCUAUCAAGAAGAUCACAGCUGGAUUUGCGCUUAGUUCAUUCGCUAUGGUGUCCGCUUGUGUUACCCAGCAUUACAUCUACAAGAUGUCCCCAUGUGGAGACAACAUCAACGCUCUCAGCAAGACACGCAAGGACUGCAACGCCGACAUCACCGUCUGGGUCCAGGUCGUGCCAUACGGUCUGAUUGGCUUUUCCGAGAUUAUGGCAUCCAUCACCAAGCUUGAGUACGCCUACACCAAGGCCCCUAGCAACAUGAAGUCAACCAUUCAGGCUAUCGCCCUAUCCACUUCUGCAUUUUCCGCCGCGCUGGGCCAGGCUUUUGUCAGUUUGUCUGAAGAUCCUCUGCUGGUAUGGAACUACGGUUCCGUCGCUGUUGUUGCCAUGUGUGGUGGCAUUGGUUUCUGGAUGACUUUCCGCAAGGCCGAUAAACAGGAAGACGCACUGAACAACAUGAAGGAAAGCAACUUUAUGGGCGGCAGGGAGAUUGGCGAUGCCGAGAAAGUCGAUACUUUGAGCGUACGCGACGAGAAGAACGAGAAGAGCGGAUUGUAG
This is a messenger RNA of Bipolaris zeicola 26-R-13, 1830 nucleotides long. RefSeq lists its product as uncharacterized. The record is from RefSeq and is a predicted model, not a curated record. Bases 1 to 1830 code for a protein of 609 amino acids. The transcript is spliced from 4 exons. Gene Ontology annotation, biological process: transmembrane transport. Lineage: Eukaryota; Fungi; Ascomycota; Dothideomycetes; Pleosporales; Pleosporaceae. Gene Ontology annotation, cellular component: membrane. Gene Ontology annotation, molecular function: dipeptide transmembrane transporter activity.